Messenger RNA from Helobdella robusta, 615 nucleotides. RefSeq lists its product as hypothetical. The coding region runs from base 1 to 615 and encodes 204 amino acids. Gene Ontology annotation, cellular component: ribosome; mitochondrial small ribosomal subunit. Gene Ontology annotation, biological process: maturation of SSU-rRNA from tricistronic rRNA transcript (SSU-rRNA, 5.8S rRNA, LSU-rRNA); translation; ribosomal small subunit assembly. The record is from RefSeq and is a predicted model, not a curated record. Gene Ontology annotation, molecular function: structural constituent of ribosome; small ribosomal subunit rRNA binding; mRNA 5'-UTR binding. NCBI's taxonomy places the organism in Eukaryota, Metazoa, Annelida, Clitellata, Rhynchobdellida, Glossiphoniidae. The transcript has 7 exons.
AUGAACAUGUUGACAUGCAUUUGUAAGAAUUUUGCAAACUUUCGUUUGAGUCAAUUGUAUAGCGUUCAGCAGAGGUUUUUGCAUGUAACCCCUCCAACUGAAAUCUUGAACAGAAGCCACAGAACUAAAAAAGAUAUCUACAAAGUAGCUCAGGAAGAGAAACUUCAUCUCAUAUCAGAUCCUCUUAUUGAUCGGGGAUUUACUGAAUCAGGCAUAACUAUCCCGACGGAAAAUACACCUUCGACAACAAUUGAUGGGGUGAGAUUUGACAAGUUGCCUAUAGCCCACAUUAAAUCCUCCCCCAACAACACUAUUAUAUCUAUCACUAAUCAUACUGGUUUAGAACUGCUUGGCAGAUCAUCCUGUGGGCAAGAAGGGUUUAGAAAUGUCAAGAAGAGUACCUCAGUGGCAGCCCAAGCUACUGGGUUGUCAGUUGGAUUGAAAGUCAUGAAGAAAGGCGUCAAAAAUUUGAGAGUCUGUGUGAAAGGAAUUGGUGCUGGUAGACUUCCGUCGUUAAAAGGCAUGCAGAUGGCGGGCUUGAACAUUGUAUCCUUGACUGAUACAACACCAUUGAUUCAUAGUGGGCCUAGGCCGAGAAAAGCCAGAAGAUUGUAA